Lycium barbarum (goji berry) is the source of this 431-nucleotide messenger RNA. RefSeq names its product basic blue protein-like. The transcript has 2 exons. The record is from RefSeq and is a predicted model, not a curated record. Gene Ontology annotation, molecular function: electron transfer activity. Gene Ontology annotation, cellular component: plasma membrane. NCBI's taxonomy places the organism in Eukaryota, Viridiplantae, Streptophyta, Magnoliopsida, Solanales, Solanaceae. Bases 1 to 369 code for a protein of 122 amino acids.
AUGUCCGGAGGAAACAAAGUCACCAUUUUUGCUCUAGCUAUGAUGUUGUGCAUCUUACUUCAAACUAGCAUCUCAAAUGCAGAUACAUUUCCCGCUGGUGGCGCUAAUGGUUGGGGUUUCAGCAUGAAUGACUGGCCUAAUGGCAAGAUUUUCAAGGUUGGUGACAUCAUUGAGUUUAAAUACCCAGCUGGGAUCCACAAUGUUGUGCAAGUGAGCAAGGCAGGGUUUGACUCUUGUGAUGGUACUGGAGGACAAGUUUUCAGUUCAGGAGACGACAAAAUAACACUUGCUCAAGGAACAACGUACUUCAUUUGCAGCAUCGGACAACAUUGUGCUAAUGGUGUCAAGGCUGCUGUCACCACCAAAUAAUUUACUUCAACUAGCUACACUUACCAUAAUCUUUUAAUACUUCAUUCUAGCUAAUAGUUGUA